Molecule: messenger RNA, 5189 nt
Organism: Mytilus trossulus (common blue mussel)
Lineage: Eukaryota; Metazoa; Mollusca; Bivalvia; Mytilida; Mytilidae
Product: nephrin-like
Exons: 8
Coding region: 226-1683 (485 amino acids)
Biological process (GO): cell-cell adhesion
Molecular function (GO): protein binding
Source: RefSeq, a predicted model, not a curated record
AUAAUUCCAAAUGAAAGCAAAGUGAUUACCAGACCAGAAGGAAGUACUUUCACUCUAUCAUGCCUGUUUCCAAAUAAUGUUCCAGGAUUGAAGACGAUUUCUUGGAUUUCAAAUGGAACUAUUCAACAUGCAAAAAAUACGAAUAUAUUAAAUCUUACAGUAUUGUUAACAUUGGAUCUCCAUGGACAGAACCAGUCAUGCAGAGGCUUCGUUCAUUGUUUGAACAUGUCAUUUGAAAGCGUCAUUCAGUUCAACGUUACAUAUUUGCCUAAGGUAAAAGUAAAUAUUAUCCCAUCUUCAUUGUUGAAAGAAUUUGAUCACGUUAGACUUACCUGUGUGUAUGAAUCUAACCCAAUUCCAAGUGUUAUUAUAUGGACACACAAUGACGCAAUCGUACAUCGUGACUUUGAAUAUUACAUACAUAAUAUAUCAAGAAAAGAAGAUGGAGUCUACCAGUGCAAGGUCAAAAAUGCAAUUGGAUAUGGUGUUGAUGAAAUAAAGUUAAGUGUCCAGUAUGCCCCUAUAAUGCAUAUUGAACUACUUCCAAACUCUUCACUUCUUUGUAAUGCCACUGGAUUUCCGAAUAAUUACACGUUUUCAAACUGGGAACAUUUGUCGAUGGAUGGGCACAGACUAAGGAUGAUAAACAAUGCAACAAAUUUACUUAAGUUUGAUUUCAAUGAUGAUGAUGAUAAUCCAAUCUACUCAUUUGAUGGCCUGUACGUUUGUAAAGUUAGCAAUGGCAUUCCCGAUGAGCAUAACAAUACAAUGCAACGUGGAUUUAAAGAUGUUUAUUUUCCUGGAAAGCCCUAUUGUAUUCCUCAAAAUAAAAGCACAGAGAUAAGGACAAGAACAGAGCCGGUUUCUAUUACAUUUAUUGUGUAUAGCAGAACACCUGUAAAUAGUACAUGGCAGAAAGGUCGAUUUCAGCUGAAGGGUUCUUCAAAAUACGAAUGUCAGAAAAGUCAAACAAGUACACCCGUUAAAAUACAUGGGGUAUUAGUAAAUCUAACAACAUUUACUGUGAAUCUUCUUAUAUAUAAUCUAACAGACACAGACUUUGAUACUGUUUACACCGUUUAUUUGUCCAAUAAGCACGGAAAUUCAAGUUGUUCAAAAGACUUACUAGAAGGCACUGUACCAGAUAAACCGAGCAAUUUUACCGUUAAACCAUUACGUGUUAGUUUUGAAGUCACUUGGAAUGCAGGAUUCAAUGGUAGAUAUCCUCAAAGUUUUACCAUAAAUUAUCGUUCAAUAAUGGAUCAAAACUGGACAACAAUUGCAACUUCAUCUAAUGAACGUCACAAAAAGGUUCAAGGUCUCCUAGAAAAUAUGAAGUAUUUAGUUUACAUGUAUGCACUUAAUGUCAUAGGAAAGAGUGAUAAUACAGACAAUGUGACAAUUCAAACACUUGAAUCACAUGCAAUAUCUACAAGACAAUCGUAUUCAAUUAAUCUAGUGGCUUACAUUUCCACCUGCUUAUGCUGCAUAAUUAUGAUAUUGUUGGUGUCUGCUUUCUACGCACGAUUUAAAAAAAUCGUGUAUGCAGGACAAAACAAGAAAAAAACAAAGAACAGCAAACGCGACGAUUUUUGUCGACGGCACUCAGUUUAUGAAGAGGUGGUAUUAAAUCCUGCAGAUAAUGGACAACGAUUCAUCAUAAUCACUUCAUCUCCUGCAUAACAUUAAAAAAAUUUAAACUUAAUUCCUUAACCAGAUGUAUAGAUGCCAAAGACUUCUACCAGUACUUAAAUACAAAGACAUAGAUUUUUAUGUUUUUACUGCUAUUUAUACUGCGUCCGCAUUUGUGAAUCAUAAUACUGUGUGUUCCGAAAAAAGUAUAUAUUCAAAUACUACUCUUCUGAACAAACGCUUACACUCUAUGACCAACACAUAGUCAAUGAUGAAAGAGUAAUCACACUAAGAAUACAUUCUAAAUUUAUAGUAGAUAUAAAAAUAUGUGAGACAUGAACAACUCUCCAUCUAUGUCACAAUUUGUAAAAGUAAACCAUUAUAGGUCAAGUUAAGAUCUUUAACACGAAACAUUGGCUCAAACCGAACAGCAAGCUAUAAAUGGCCCCCCAAAAUACUAAUGUAAAACCAUUCAAACGGGAAAACUAACGGUAUAUACAAUAUAAAAAUGAAGAAACGAGAAACACUUAUGAACCCCAUCAACAAACGACAACUACUGAACAUAAGUUUACAAUUCAUCAUAUGUUACAAGUGAAUUUUAACUAAUAUUUUACCAAUACAAAGGUAAUAUUGAACUACAUGUCAAGGUGGAAAGUAUAAUCCUUCUGCAUAUUUUAAAUAAAUACUCAGAUUGUUGCAAUCAUCACUUCUAUUGCAAAUUUUAUCUUAUUAAUUAGAAUAUUUAUCAUUUAUCAGUUAAAAGGUUUUGGUAAUUAAACCAGGAAAGAUAAGUUGGUGAGAAAAUGUAGUCAUGUUGAUUAGUAUGGCCUGGUUGUGAUGUUAGAUUUUAGAAUUAAGAUCAUUAUAAUCUUUAUAUCUUAUAAUUACUAUUAUCAAAAUUAUUUUGUCAAUUAUUUAAUUAAUAAUUGUAAAUAACUUUGCUUUCAUGGGCUCAUAAAUUGGAAUACAAAUAUUUUUCAAAUAUCUUAUACGAAAGCAGUGAUACGAUAAAAUAUCAGUUGAAUUACAGCAGAAAUAGACUGACGUAAUUAAGAUUUCAUUACAGUCGUCUUAUUUCGCAAAAUAAUGCAUAUGCAAGGUGCAUGUCAAUGAUUAGUUUCUUAAGAACCUGCUUCCGCCAUUAUAUAUAAUUGAACAUACCAUGUACCUAAUGGUAUCCAAAAGAUCAUAGGCAUAGGUGAUUAGCGCCCACGCAACGAAAUAUUUGAUAAACAAUGAUUAUAAUUAUAAGCGACUAACUAAUAAACUGUUCUAAAGAUAACUAUGAGGUAUAGGUUAAGACAGUUAAGCUACACAGUUAUACACUUUAAUCUAAUUGGGAAUGCAAACACAACAUGCACAAUGUUUAAUCAGUUGGGAUUGAAAUAGCUAUGAUAUCAUGUGAAAAAAAAACGUAAAUUGUAACUAGAUUAUACGAAAGUUUUUUUGUAAUAUCUGCACUAAUAGCUUUUAAAAAGUAAGAUUUUAAAUAAAUAAAAAAGGAACCUUGCUAUAUCGGUUCGAAAAUUUAUAAACAUUUCAUUGAAGAAUUUAAUACAAUAUUGAAAUAUUUCUAUGUCAAUAGUGUACAGUAAUGAGUUAAUUGUGAUGUUUUGUUUUAGAGGGGUUAGUUUUUCCCAUUGACAAUAUCGUUGAAUAAUACACAUCAUCUGUUUCUAACAAACCCAUGCAAUGCAUAUGACGUUCUCUGGAUGUGUCGCUUACAUCUUCAUUAGGAUCUUAUUCACAUUUGCUCGACUAAUAUAUGUUAUACAUAGAUAUAAGAAUAUGUUGUGUAAGUGUAAAAAAGACAACUCUCCAUCCAAAUAACAAUUUUAAAAAAGUAAACCAUUAUAACAUGUACAUAUAUUGGGAUUUAGUCUUUUCAAUGAAUAUUUUCAUCGUUCAGGAAUAUAGUCCCAGGCAUUUUUUUACAAAUAUAUUCACUGAGUUACUCAGAAUAUGUUAAGAAAUAAGUUAAAACAUGAGAAAUGAGUCUAUAUUUACGAAAUUGAGAAACUUCAUAUAGAAUAGAAAUAUUCAUUUUUCAAAUUGAAGGCCUCUAAUGGGUAGCACGACAAUUAAACAUAAACAGUACAAUUAGAUCCCCCUCCUCCCAAAAAAGAAAAAUAAACAUAGAUAUAAAAAAAAAAUCAAACAUAUUCACACAUGAAAAUAAUCUACGUUUGCAUGACAAAUCCUUUUAAAUCCUUUCGUUGUUUAUUUUUUGCACAUUUAUUAAUUAUAUUCUUCAUAUUAUUAUGUGAAGAGAUUAUUGUGACAUGGUUUAUUAUCAGCUGCGUAAGGAUUCUUACUCCUACAUAUACAUGUGAACUACUUUUGUUUUAUGCAUGAUAAUUAAAGAAUUGUUUUAUAUUAUAUUCUAUUAUUUAAAUUUCAACUGAGAUCUAUAGAAUGGGAAAAUCUUCUUCAAACAAUUAAUCUUAAAAUUUGAAUUUUGACAUAUGAAUGACACAUGUGAUACUUCAUGGUUUUUGGUCAAAGAAAGUGUCCACUACUGACCUUCUAAUGUAACGAUUAUCAAAGCUGCACAUUAUUACAUAUUGUAGGUGAAAAUACUUUUUGCUAUAUUAUUGAAAGACGACAUGUUAUACAGAUGAUAAGUUAAACAUAAAAUUCUUACCGUUAACUUAGAUCAGCUUCGUUUUUGUGUGUGCUGAUUCUAUAUAUAACAUGUGUAACGCAUUUUUAGAAAACAUUUUUUUCUCCUGAGUUUUUUUAUUUGCUGUAAAAUUGCGAAUAACAAAGCAGAGUGUCCCGUUUAUCAUUUGUUUCGAUAGCUGCGCGUUUUUCUGGACUGGCGUCCCGAUUUAACAGCAGGAAUAGAUAUUUCUUUCUACUUUUACCAAUUUUAAUCAGAAUCAUAGACAUUUCCUUGUACAUUAUUUGCCUUAAAUAGACAUUUUCACAUGUUUGUUCUAUGGUCUGCAACAUCUUAUCGUAUUGGCAAUUAAUACAUUGAUCUAAGGUUCCGCCAUCGAGUUCAAUAUGUGAGAUAAAGACCGAGUUACUCAAAUGAUUACUCAACCGAAUCAAAUAUUCAACUUUGAAAUUUAUUGUAAGAUUUGUGUAAAAGGUCGAGCUUACAUAUCAGUAACUUUUUUUAUAUUAAAAAAUAUGUGCUUAUAGGAAGGUGUAGAGGAGUAUACAGAAUGAGAAAUAUGACAAAAAAAUAAUGAAUAGCAAAAAAUGGUACACAAGAUACAUUAUAGACAACAAAAGAGUACAAAAGGAUAAAGAAUAAAUGUGAAAAGUACAAAAUAACUCAACUUUUAAAAAAACUCGGGCCGUGUAUAAUAAAAACAGUAGUACUGUUCAUGUCGACAAAUCAUAUACAGACACGUCGGAUCAUAUAUUUAAAAUAUAUACUAUGAUGGUCCUACAAACAAUGACUGGUGUUCACUUUGAUUUGAUUUCUUACAUCAAUAGAUACAAUUCCAUCCUUUAAGCCUUCAACAAUGAAAAAAAGUAGCAGAUGCGAUAAAAUGUAUAACUGAUAAAAUAAGGUUUUUCGAAAAAAUACUCUAAAUAAACAG